AUGUCUGAUUCGGAUAACUUAUCUGAUAGAGCUCAAGAAUUUAUUCAAGAAAUUAUAUUCGAUGAUUCGUUGGAGCAACGUCACUAUGAGCUUUAUGAGCAAAGUUAUGGUGGAUUAUCAUCGAAGCCACGAAGAAUGAUACAUAGAGAUCGUGAAGCUGGCGCCGAACGUCUAGAGGGAAUAUUUUGCACAAAAUCUCGUGGAAGAAAAGGUAUUUCACCAAUACAGAAAUGUACUGCCGCCAUACGUAUGUUGGCGUAUGGAGUAUCUGCCGACGUCGUUGAUGACUAUGUGUGUAUUGACGAGUCAACUACGGUUGAAUGUUUGAAAAGAUCUUUCACGAAUGUUAUUGUGAUACUUGAGGGUGAAUACUUACGAAAACCAAACUCGAACGAUAUACAUCGUCUACUCGAAAUGGGAGACGCUCGUGGUUUUCCGGGUAUGAUGGGCAGUAUUGAUUACAUGCAUUGGCAAUGGAAAAAUUGUCCAAAAGCAUGGAAAGCGAUGUUCAUGAACGGUAACAAAGGAGUUCCAACACUUUUACUUCAAGCGGUUGCCUCGUCUGACUUAUGGAUUUGGCAUGCCUUCUCCAGAGUUGUUGGUUCUGACAAUGAUAUCAAUGUGUUAGAUUGGUCACCGAUAUUUGAUGAUAUUUUAGAAGGACGUGCUCCAUAG
This is a messenger RNA of Daucus carota subsp. sativus, 675 nucleotides long. RefSeq lists its product as uncharacterized. Lineage: Eukaryota; Viridiplantae; Streptophyta; Magnoliopsida; Apiales; Apiaceae. The transcript is spliced from 2 exons. The record is from RefSeq and is a predicted model, not a curated record. Bases 1 to 675 code for a protein of 224 amino acids.